AUGGCCGUUGUCAUAACCUGGUUAAUUGAUUGUACUAGUGAAGUUCUCUCAGACCCCAACAUCAAUGCCAAAGAACUUGCUAAACUUGAUAGGGGCCUUAAAAGACGACGACCACCAUCCAUAUCACAAAUGGAUUAUCUUUUUUCCUCUACAUUCGUGGUUAUUGCGUUCGUUUUUCUAUGCAGCACGAUCAAAUGGUCAAGAACUUUCUCCAGCAGUGAAUUUAGAACGAGAUAUAUCGUGAACAGCUAUCAGUACGAUAUUCUUCCCGAAGCUGAAAAGAGUUAUGAUGAUUGGCACAGCUGCAUGACUAGUAUUCUUCUUCCGGUUUCAAAUAUCGACAAGCUUUGGUCUUCUUUCUCCAAAACUGUGGAAACCUGUCGCCAAAGGACUGCUAUGAGGAAACUACACUUGACUGAGAUCAAAGGCGGACAGGAAAACAAAUAUCACAUCUUCAAUGACACCGAUAACACACCUUCCGUAGUCAUCACUCUCGGAGUCGGAUGGGAUGCACUUGCUGAACAGAAGCUCAGAAAGCGGUUACCAAAUGAUUCGAUAUUCUUUGGUGCUGAUCCUAUAUACGAAAUCAACGAUCAGCUUUAUUCGACUGUAGGGACAUUCUUCCCAAUUGCUGUAGGCAACGAAACAAAAGUAACCAAAGCAUACGUGAUGCCUAAAGAGUUAGGAGGUAAUUUUGGUAUUGGAGUGUAG
This is a messenger RNA of Cylicocyclus nassatus, 711 nucleotides long. Lineage: Eukaryota; Metazoa; Nematoda; Chromadorea; Rhabditida; Strongylidae. The record is from the annotation of a GenBank genome assembly.